Molecule: messenger RNA, 1686 nt
Organism: Aureobasidium melanogenum CBS 110374
Lineage: Eukaryota; Fungi; Ascomycota; Dothideomycetes; Dothideales; Saccotheciaceae
Product: retrograde regulation protein 2
Exons: 2
Coding region: 1-1686 (561 amino acids)
Biological process (GO): regulation of transcription by RNA polymerase II
Source: RefSeq, a predicted model, not a curated record
AUGGCGUUGACCACACCCAAUCCCGAGCACCUUUACGGUCUGGUUGAUAUGGGAAGCAAUGGCAUCCGCUUCUCCAUCACCGACCUCUCACCACCAACAACAAGAAUCUUACCCACACUAUACACUUCACGCGCCGGCAUAUCUCUCUACGAUGCCCAAUAUUCCUCUAACGGCACACGCGUCCCCAUCUCGGACGAAAUCAUAAAAACUGUAGUCGACAAGUUAUCCCACUUCAAACGCACCUGCGCCGAUUUCAGUGUUCCGGAACAAAAUAUUACUGUUCUGGCGACUGAAGCCACUAGAACUGCUGUUAAUUCUCAAGAAUUCAGAGAUAGUAUCAAGGAAGCUACUGGAUGGGAGGUCAAGAUGCUUGCCAAGGAGGACGAGGGCAGGGUUGGUGCAUUGGGUGUUGCAACAUCUUUGGGUGAGGUCAAAGGUUUGGUUAUGGAUUUGGGCGGUGGAAGCACGCAAUUGACUUGGUUGGUCAGUGAUGCCGAGACUGGCGAGAUCAAGAUGCCUGAGAGAGGUGCUGUUAGUAUGCCUUUUGGCGCUGCAGCACUCUCUCGCCGCAUCGCAGAGGCCGAGAAGCAAGGCGAAAAAGCAAAAAGACAGUUUGCUGAGGAAGUCAAGCAGACCAUUACUGAUGCGUAUAAUAGCUUGAGUAUCCCUACAGAGCUGCAGGAGUUGGCGAAACAGCAGGGUGGCUUUGCUUUGUACCUCUCUGGCGGCGGGUUUAGGGGUUGGGGCUUUGUGCUUAUGAGCGAGCACGCCGUAUCUCCCUACCCAAUCUCUCUCAUCAACGGUUUCUGCGUUGAUAGAAGCACUUUCUUGAAUACGGUAUCAGUGCAACAGGCAGCAAACUCACACCUCGACUCCGAAGACGACAGCGCCAUCUUCCGCAUCUCCCAACGGCGAGCAACCCAAGUCCCCGCAGUUGCAUUCCUCGUCACCGCACUCUCAGAAGCCCUACCACACAUCAAAGAAGUCCGUUUCUGUCAAGGCGGUGUCAGAGAAGGCUAUCUCUUCUCUACUCUACCUCAAGAAAUCCGCAAGCAAUCUCCUGUCGUGGUUGCCACUUCUGCUGCUGCAACGCCUGGAUCUGCUCACCAUGCAGAUUUGCUUACACACUCUAUUCCUUCUAGUUCUCUCGCUGGUACAGGACUGAGUAUCCCCCUGAUUCAGGCUUUCGCAAAUCUGUCUCCGCAUUUUUCGUCCCAUCCUAAGGAUAUCCGUGCUGCGGCUGCUUUGCGCUGUACAACCACUGGUCUUCUAGCUCACGCUCAUGGUCUCUCACACGCUGAACGAGCAUGUCUCGCCCUGCUGCUUUGCAACCGCUGGGGCGGCAAGAAGGACCUUCCUCCCACAGACGUACCUUUCCUACACAGCAUGCAAGCUCUAGUGGGUCCUAAAGCAUCUUGGUGGUGUGCCUAUCUCGGUGCCGUGGGUGCCUUGAUCGGAGCAAUUUAUCCAUCAGGCCGUGGCAAUGAAUUCAUGAGUCUUGCCUCAGAAUGGAGUGUUUCUCACAAGAAAGGAGACAAGAUGUUGGUGUUACAGACAAAAGAUAAGCAAGCUUCUUCUCUACGUUCAAUGGCUCAUGAAGAAAUGGAAAAGAUCGAGAAGAUAGGAAAGAAGAAGAAUUGGAUUGGUGGGAAAGAGGGGUAUGGAUUCAAGGUCCAGGUGCUGUGA